CAUACACUCACUCAUUGAACAUACAGAGGCACAAGGUCCGCAAUGUCUCCAUGCAUCCUUCCAUGCCAUCCAUGGUUCAUUCAUUCGUUCACUGCCCCCCGGCACUGAAUCUCUUCCUCCGCUCGUCGAAGCUCCUCUUGAUGGUCUGCACAUCGACCUGGGGGGUGGCAGACGUGGACGGCCACCGAUGCACGCGCACCUCCACCUGUACACAAUUAAGCACAUCCAUCCAUCCAUCCUUUGCCCCCAGACACGGAUGCCAACACAACACACAUACCUGCUGCCCAUCCAUCCAUCUCGCAUCGUCAUGAUGCUGGUGAGGCUGGUAUGGAUGUCGCUCGGCAUCCGCCAUCCAGAGACAGGGCAUUCCAUACUUGGCCCCAAACACGCGACACUCGUGCUGGGAAGGCUGGCCAGAAGACUUGCGUGGCCGUGUCUCCCUCACAGAUGAGCUCCUUUCGAGUGAAGGAGAACGAUACCUCAUUGGCGUCAUGGAAGGCCUGAGGUGCCGCGGCAGCCGGCCUUCCCACGGCAUAGGGCGGCCUAUGAUGGGGUAGCAACCCGACUCAUCUGCAGCACCGUGGCCGUUGAGGUGGCUCCGGAUGUGUUUGUCGCACUGCUCCAUCCUGAAGCUUGUCUGCAGCGACUGGGGCAACGUCCGAAGGAGCGAUUCGAUCUCCUGUUCCCCCAGCCACCGCUCCCGCAAGGCCCGCAUGAAGGUCGAUGCCAGCGGCUGCAGAGACCGGUCCGACUGCAUCAGGUACUUGGGUAUCGCACCAUGAGACAGAGAUCCAGCAUCCUUCUCCUUGCUCGCGACGUGCAAAGGCACUGGAGCCCCAACAAAACGACCAGCCCCGCCGCCAUUUGCCCCCAUGUCCUUGGUUGGUGUGGUUACAAGAGACACAGCCUCGAGUUUCUUCACGACCUGGUCAAUCAGCGGUGUGUAUCGCCAGGGCGAGGGCGGAUCGGGGUGCCGGAAGCCCACCGACACCAGCCGGGACUCCCGUGUGUGUGUGGCCACCCGUGACGUCAUGAAAGGGGUGGACUUGCCCGAGAAGCCCGACGACCGGUGUGGCGUCAGGUGGGACCCGGCAGCAGUCGAACACUCGGAGUGCUUCGAGAUGGCCAGGCGCUUUGGCGGCGUGGACGUGGCAGGGGCAGGCGUGACAGGCUUCUCGAUACUUUUGGCACCGGGGUGAUGGGACUCUUCCUUCGUUUCGAUGCCGAACUCUGCGCUUGGGCAUUCGACCAAGGCCACGCUUGGCUCGUUCUGCGUCUCGUCUGGCCUGGGCUGCUGCGUGUCGUCCUGUGUCUCUGUCUUGGCAGUCGCGUCAUCAGCCGCAGGAGAGAGGGCAAGAGAUGGCAUGGCCCCUUUUCCCUCCACAUAAGCCUUCAGCGGGUCAGCGACAAAGCCCCCCUCUCUCCACCAACGAUGCUGCUGCUGAUCUUGGGAAAGACCUUUGUGCACCGUCUCUUCAUGGUGCCUCUCGUGGAAGCGGUUCAGCUGGCAUGACGGCGUGUGAUGCGUGUGCGGCACGCCUGCAUCAUCAGGCCCUAUCUCGGUGAUCGCCACCCAUCUCUUCCGUGAAGGCGAGACAUUGCUGCGACGGUCGUCAGAAGGCGAGGGCGACGGACUUUGGUGCUUGGGCGGUGGCUUGGAGGGCUCUUGGCUGUCGUCUGGAGGCCGUGGCGAGUCGGGAGGACCACCUUGGCGGUCGUGGAUUGGGUCAACAGGGAGGGGCUCAAGAAAGGGCUGAUCAAAGGUUGUCACUGGGACCUCACCGCCGUCAAAGGCAAUGGCGGGAGGAGAGACGUCAGCGAGCGGAGAAGGGUGGUUGGGCGAGACAUUGAUUUCGGCCAAAGAUGUAUCCGUGUCCCUCGGGGGCUGUCUUGAAGGAGUCAUGAUCUCUUCGAUGUCUUUCUCCCCAGCUGUGCGGCCCGCGUCUUUGUCUGAUCCGCUUGUGAUCCCAUGCAGGAUGUCUUCAUCAAGAUUGAGAGACGCCUACACCAAUCGACGGAAAGUACGUGCAUCAAGGCAUUGCAUGAGUGUGUGCCGACUCCUCUCUCACCAGCAGUCUCUCCACGCUGAAGUCCUCAUCCUUCUCUCCCACCUCUGCCGCAAAGGGGCUGCCCUCUCCGUCAACUCGUCCCAAAUCCAUCGCGAACCUCGACAGGCCCACAUCGGCCCCCGCCAUUGGCACCGGCAUGACCUCACCGCUGUCUUGAUUCUUCCUAUCGGCAGCAGCAGAGCGGGAUGGGUCAGAUCCGCGAGACACUUCGGGCAGGCCAUCGAGCGACGGCAUCGUGAACACUGGACGGGCAGUGCGGGUCAUGAAAGGGUCCACGGGCAGCGACAGGUCAGGGAGCGUGGCGGGCCUGAUCAGCGUCUCCUCGCUGCCAAUCUGUGGGGGAAAGGGCAGCCUCGCUGUUAUGGCUGUUGGGGGCGGCUCGCAGAGUCUUGUUGGCGGCGAACCAAGGAGAUGCCAGCUCACGGACCGGUCCACCCCGUGUUGCGCAUCCUUUGGCCGCUCCGGUGUCGCAGUUGCGGACUCGAAGAAGGACAUGGUCUUGCGAUAAAACGGCCGGUCGGACUCCGCACUCUGCUCACUGUUCAGGGCAGGCUUUGCGGCAGCCAUGUCAUCUGACGAGUCACGGGGCCGCAGGCGGGAGCCGGCGAAAGCCGGAGCUCCAUAGCCGAUGAGGGAGCCCGUGUCUGCCGGUGGCACUGUUGAGAAGAGGGGUCUGUCGCUGUCGUGGAGUUCAUGUGCUGACUUCGAGCUCCAUGGAGUGAGGAGUGGGGCGAAGGGCGUCUUGAGCUCAGCAGAGGCCGCCGGGCUGAGACGGGAGAAGGGACGGAUGGGUUUCGCCUCACCGAACAAGGGAAGGCUCUGGAGGGAAGAGUAGAGGCCCUUUGUUGGGGCGACAGUGGCGCUCGAUGCAAUGCCAUGUGUGUCGAACGUGGGGAGCUUGAUGAGAUCACGGCUGUCGCUGCACACACGGAGUACAUACGCGCUCUGCAGACACUCGGUGUCUUUGAGAGUUGUCUACCUGAGCUGUCCCGACGUCAUUGGUGAAUCGGUCGCAGAGUUUGCCUCGCUGACCGCGGCGCCGUGGGGGUUGC
This is a messenger RNA of Vitrella brassicaformis, 3121 nucleotides long. The record is from the annotation of a GenBank genome assembly. Lineage: Eukaryota; Vitrellaceae.